AUGCAUCGCAAAGUCAAAGUGGACGCCAUAGAGUUCCUUAAAAAUAAGGUCUAUUUGGGCGCUUAUGAUAAUACCCCAGAAAACACGGAUCAGUUGAUUUACUUCACAGUGGAAGAAGCCCUCCCUUAUAAUGCAUUCCAUCUUGACUUUGGCCCAUUACAUAUUGGUCAUUUGUACCGUUUUGCUGUCGCGCUUCACAACAUUCUUAACGAUCCUGAGAACGGUAACAAGGCGGUCAUUUUCUACUCCUCUCAGAGUCCCAACUCAAGGGCAAAUGCUGCCUGUCUUCUGUGCUGUUACUUAGUACUGGUUCAAGAUUGGGCUCCACAUCAAGUUUUACAGCCAAUAGCGCAGAUGGAACACCCUUUCAUGCCAUUUAGAGAUGCCGGAUAUUCUCGUGCUGACUUUGAGUUGACCAUUCAGGACGUUGUCUACGGAAUAUGGCGUGCUAAAGAAAGAGGUAUGGUGGAUAUUACCAAUUUCAACUUAGAGGAGUACGAGCAGUAUGAGAGAGUUGAUCAGGGUGACUUCAACGUUAUUUCUAACGAUUUCGUUGCCUUUGCUUCUCCUAAACAGUCUCGACCUGGAGCUCCGUUGAAUGAGCCGUUUAGAAAAGUGCUACAGUACUUUGUUGCACACGAUGUGCAACUAGUGGUGAGAUUGAAUUCACAUUUGUACGAUAAAAAGGAGUUUGAAAAACGAGGUAUCAAUCAUAUUGAUAUGAUCUUUGAAGACGGAACCUGUCCGACGAUGGAGCUGGUUCAAAAAUUCAUUGGGGCCUCUGAGACGGUGAUUUCUAACAAUGGAAAGAUUGCUGUUCAUUGCAAGGCUGGUCUUGGACGAACCGGUUGUUUGAUAGGAGCCUAUCUAAUAUAUACGCAUGGUUUUACUGCCAGUGAGUGUAUUGGAUACAUGCGCAUGAUGAGACCCGGUAUGGUUGUUGGUCCUCAACAGCACUGGUUGUACUUGCAUCAGAAUGAAUUCCGAGACUGGCGUCAUACCAUGGUGUUAGACACUAUAUCUGAUUCAUCUAUUGGAGGGUUAUUCUCUUUAAUCUCGUUGGACCUUUAUAAAAGCCGUGAACGAGAGCGUAGACGUAGAGAACGGCUUCAGCAUGCAUCUCGAAACAGUCGAAGUACAGAAAUGGAUGAAGAUGAAGACGAUGUAGUGGAUGUUGAUGAUUCCAUUGAACUACCGCCUUCUACACCGUUGAGAAGACGUGAAGCUUCCGGCCAGUUGAAGCGCGCUACAUCUAAUGCAGUUCCUAUUGAGAAUCCAGGCCAGCCAAGAAAGUAUGUGGGUGCUGACGGUCGAUUUACAAAUUCUGACGAAGAGCAAGAUGAGGGGCCUUAUAACUCCACUGCCAAUACUACAGUAGAGAUUGGCAGUCCGAAAAAAAAAGCUGAUGUGGGAACUGUAAUGACUUUAGGCAAAGAAAAUCGGUAUUCGAGUAAGAAAAUAGGCAACCACUCGUCACCGGUGGCUCAUCAUCGAUACCCUCAGUCUCAAUUCUACAGAAAAAUAACUACUACUACCACAACUACUACAAUUGCAUCAUCACCUCCUCCAACUAGGGUUGGUCACAAUGCUGACGGGGGAUUGCUGAAAGUUCCAAAGCAAAGAGCUGUCACUAAUGGCAAGGAAAAAAGCAGUAGAAUUGGAAGCAUUGAGAGAGUUCUAGGAAAGCCCGGAGUCAGAAAGGUUUCUGGGAAAAGAUAUACCUCGGGGCUUUAG
Messenger RNA from Brettanomyces nanus, 1734 nucleotides. RefSeq names its product cell division control protein 14 (gene CDC14). Gene Ontology annotation, biological process: microtubule cytoskeleton organization; positive regulation of cytokinesis; regulation of exit from mitosis. NCBI's taxonomy places the organism in Eukaryota, Fungi, Ascomycota, Pichiomycetes, Pichiales, Pichiaceae. The record is from RefSeq and is a predicted model, not a curated record. The coding region runs from base 1 to 1734 and encodes 577 amino acids. Gene Ontology annotation, molecular function: protein serine/threonine phosphatase activity; protein tyrosine/serine/threonine phosphatase activity. Gene Ontology annotation, cellular component: nucleolus; mitotic spindle pole body; centrosome. The transcript has a single exon.